This is a messenger RNA of Emericellopsis atlantica, 1248 nucleotides long. RefSeq lists its product as uncharacterized. The record is from RefSeq and is a predicted model, not a curated record. Lineage: Eukaryota; Fungi; Ascomycota; Sordariomycetes; Hypocreales; Bionectriaceae. The transcript has a single exon. Bases 190 to 1059 code for a protein of 289 amino acids.
GAUCCCCAAGGGUCUUAUGCCAGAUGCUUGCUAUCGCUGGACUCUGCGGAAACCCAAAUGAACAUCUUGAAGGGUCAUCACUUGUGUGCAUCGAGGACUGGCGUGCCUCGAUGGGGUCGCGAUCUUGAAUGUGAAAUGGGCGCAUGACGGGUCGACGUUGCCGUCAUUUCGGCUACCUUCUCAUGGGCCAUGGGUCUCCAAGCCGGGCUCGACGAAGGAGGCAAGUCUACACAUGGCUGGCUCCAGUCCCCACCCUCAUUCACCGUUACGCAGAGGUAUAUACUUGGGGAGGGUUUCGAUGUUGUUGUCCGCCAACUGCAGUCCGUCUUGAAACCAGCUAGACCGGCUGUCCACCAGGUCGAUGCCGCAUCUGGACACCUUUCGUGGCCAUACCCGUUGCGUGAACGGUUCUUAAUGAUUUUGGGCGCUCGCCAGUGCCCGUUUGGGAAGGUAUCGAGUGAUUCAUUGUCGAUCAAAGGGCUUGGAUCUGUGCAGUAUGCUGUGGCAGCACGUAGUCUUGGGCGUCAAGUCUGGGGAACAUGGCCCGCGUGCUACCCGUCUGCGCAGGGAGGUGAGAUGAGCCGUUGGAGGCAAGCUGGUGCCCAGCCAACCCAGCAAGCUUGUAUGAAGCAUAGUCAAGUGACCUUUGCUCUUCCUGAACGAGCCGUGCCUGUGUCGACACUCGCGUCACGGUGCAGUCUGCGCAUGUUUUCCCGUGCACUCUCGACCUUGCACAGACGGUCAAGUCAGUUCACCUUCCAGAGACCGGCCGACUGGAUGACCGCAACUUUCCAUCACAUUGUCUUGGACCGUCUGUCACUUUGUGGCUUCCAGCUAACGACCUUGUCAAAACGCAGGUGGAGACGGACAAACAGUCACUCUGGGAUUUCACAGGCUCGCAGGAAGCACACCUUGACGGUGUGUCGGAAACAGAGAAAUACUUGGCUAGAGUCACAUCUGUGGCCGUCACUUGAGCGCAGAAAGGUGCUGUUGAUCCUGGCCCAUCGCGAGAGAACUGACGCGCCAAUGCGCUCCUGCGUUUGUCAAGCUGAUAUUUGACCCAGAGCUGGAGCGGUCGGUCCAUGGCGAUUCAGCAUCUUCAUUUUCUUACUUCAAGUCCCUGUCCCGUCGAUGGUCAUUGAGUAACUGCCAACUCUGUUGGACUGUUGUCCUUUCAAGUCGACCAUGGGAGAACGCAUAGCGAUCCAGUCGAUACUCAACACCACCUCGCCACGUUUGUCACCUUAC